Messenger RNA from Hemibagrus wyckioides, 1083 nucleotides. RefSeq names its product ATP-sensitive inward rectifier potassium channel 1-like. Gene Ontology annotation, cellular component: plasma membrane. Gene Ontology annotation, molecular function: ATP-activated inward rectifier potassium channel activity. Lineage: Eukaryota; Metazoa; Chordata; Actinopteri; Siluriformes; Bagridae. The record is from RefSeq and is a predicted model, not a curated record. Gene Ontology annotation, biological process: potassium ion import across plasma membrane; regulation of monoatomic ion transmembrane transport. The coding region runs from base 1 to 1083 and encodes 360 amino acids. The transcript has a single exon.
AUGGCACAAACUCUUGGACAAUUUAUCAGAGAUUAUCUAACUGAGUGGCUAAUUCACCAAAAUCGCCUGGUCACUAAAGAAGGCCAUUGCAACAUUGAGUAUUCCAACAUAAGGUACAAAAACUGGUCUGGCUUCAUUCAAGACUUUUGGACCACUUUAGUUGAGAUCCACUGGACGUUUCUUAUGUUCUUCUUUGUGGCUUCAUUCAUUCUUAGCUGGUUUGUAUUUGCACUUUUAUGGUACUGGGUUGGUGGUACCAAUGGUGACUUGUGGUGGCAAAACCCAGCAGCUAACCAUAGUGCAUGUGUGAUUAAUGUCUAUGACCUUACCACAGCCUUCCUAUACUCACUGGAGACACAGACUUUUAUUGCUUAUGGUAUGCGAGCAAUUACAACAUUGUGCCCAGGUGCCAUUGCUGUCUAUGUUUUCCAGGUUAUUCUUGGUACAAUCAUUCCCUGCUUUUGGGGUGGAGUGGUAAUGGCCAAAGUCUCACUGCCCAAGAGAAGAGCCAAAGCAAUCAUGUUUAGUAAGAUGGCCGUCAUCUGCUCUAGACAAGAUAAUCUGUGUCUCAAGAUACGAGUGGCCAAUCUGCGCAAAUCGUUAAUGAUCGGAACCCAAAUAUAUGGCAAGUUUAUUAAGACAACAACUACAGCUGAAGGAGAAUCCAUCAUCAUGGAUCAGGUUAACAUUGAUUUCAGUGUAGAAACUGGGAAAGACAACCUCUUCUUCAUCUCUCCAUUGACUCUUUACCAUGUGAUAGACCAAACCAGUCCAUUCUUUGAAAUGUCAGUGGACACUCUUCAGAAUCAGGACUUUGAGCUUGUGGUCUUUAUGGACAGUGUUGCUGAAUACACCAGCUUCUCUUGCCAUGUGAGGAGUUCUUACAUCCCUAAGGAGAUUAUGUGGGGCUACCAAUUCCUCCCUAUCAUUUCGCGCACCAAAGAGGGGAAGUAUCAUGUGGACUUCUCAAACUUUGCAAAAGUUAUACGAAUUGAAACACCACACUGUGCCAACUGCUUUCACAACAAGAAAGCGCAUUCUGGAGAUGGCACUGACAAUGAAGGGUUUGACUGUGAUUUGUGA